Chaetomium globosum CBS 148.51 is the source of this 1038-nucleotide messenger RNA. RefSeq lists its product as uncharacterized. The coding region runs from base 1 to 1038 and encodes 345 amino acids. The transcript has 3 exons. NCBI's taxonomy places the organism in Eukaryota, Fungi, Ascomycota, Sordariomycetes, Sordariales, Chaetomiaceae. The record is from RefSeq and is a predicted model, not a curated record.
AUGGCUCGCACAGCUUCGACCGCCAACCCGAAGAGGGACUUGUAUUUUCGUGUUCUUUCCUACAUUGCAGGUUUCCUUCUCUGGGGUUUUAGUGUCCUGAACGGAUCAGCGACGGACCUGGUUGUGGCGGCCUGGACGGGCAAGUUGAACGACGGCAGCCCGCUAAAGACAUCCUACACGGGGCUUCCAUUCGUGGACAUUCCCACUGCUGUUCUAGUGGCCUUUUUCUGCCCGGGAACCAACGGUCAUGAUGACGGUUUUCAGCUGUUCGUCGUGGAGGCCUUUUCCGCCUUCGCGGUGGGAUUCUCGUGGCUCUACGUGGAAGCAUCUAGGCCAGGACAGAAGCCGAAGUGGAUUACGAGAGUUGCCACCUGGGCGGUGUUGUGGCAACUGUUCGGAGCGGCCAUGAUCUUGCCACUCUAUUUUGGCACCCACCUCAAAUGGACCGACCGGGAGCCGCUGCAGAAAGUGACCGACGUCAACCGGGCGCGGGCCCUGACGCCGGGUUUCCUCCUGGGCGUGGUGGCGCCGACGGCCAUUGUUAUGCUGCCGACCUGGGUACCCCGGUCCGCGGAGGCGCACCAGACCAUCGUUGCGGUGUUCAUGCUCUCUCCGUUCUGGGUAUCUGGCAUCAUCCUCGCCACAACCAAAGUGUUCGCCUGGUUCUCGAGUCUCUCGUCAUCCAGCAGGCGGAACAAGGGCGCGGCGACGUGGGUGCUUCUCCCGACGAACCCAGAGGUGGUGAACCUCGCCCGCAUGUAUCUGCCGCUGCCGCCUAACGGCCCGAUUGGGAUAACCGACAACAUCACGGCCGGGUCUUGGCUCUUCCUGCAGUUCGAUCACAUCUUCAUCAGCCUCUCGAGCUUAUCGUGGGCUUUGCUGCUGCUCGAGAAGACCCCCCUGCGGGCCCAAUUUGGGAGGGGCGGGUUGUUCCUCACCCUGCUCGUGUCGGCUUUACUGAUUGGGCCAGGAGCCACGGUGUCCAUGGCCUUAUACUUCCGGGAAGAUCAUCUGGUGGAGAACGAGAAGGGAUACUAG